Molecule: messenger RNA, 1685 nt
Organism: Oryzias latipes (Japanese medaka)
Lineage: Eukaryota; Metazoa; Chordata; Actinopteri; Beloniformes; Adrianichthyidae
Gene: rsph4a
Product: radial spoke head component 4A
Biological process (GO): cilium movement involved in cell motility; axoneme assembly; cilium assembly
Cellular component (GO): radial spoke; axoneme
Source: RefSeq, a predicted model, not a curated record
AACCAAACGACCGUUUCCGUAGCAACCGGGACGCCCGUUUUUUCCGUGGAUGCAGAGAAGCGGACGGGACUGCGGAGAGAUGCAGCGUUUGGACGCAGACGGCACCGGAGCGCGGCAGGCCGCCAGCUUCAAGGCUUUUCUGCAGAAGAGCAGCUCGAGGAGCGACCGGAACCUCUAUGACCACCUGGUCCUCCUGCUGGCGAAGAUCAUGGAUGAACGUCCGGAUGACGCGGUGGAUGUCUUGGAGGAUAUGAGUUUGGAACUGAAGCGAGCCUCGUUCAAAGACACGCAGAGGUCACUGCGGGACCAUGUGACGCCCUCUGUUGGAGAGCGGCUGGCAGAGCAGCAGCUCCUGCUCUUCAAACAUGCACAGGACUUCAACCAUGAAGACCCAACUGUGGAAACAGGUUUCCCCAACGUCAACGAGAGUGCCUUCUACCUAGAGCAGGCUGGAGUGGGCCUGGGCCGAGAGGAGAUGCAAAGGAUCCUACUGGCUCUAAAGCUCUUAGUUGAGUCGCAUGGACUUCCACAAUGCCGCUUGUGGGGUAAGAUUCUGGGAACAGAGAGCAGCUACAUUAUUGCUGAGGCAGAAUACACGGAGGGAGACGAAGAACAAAGUACUGAUGAAGACCUCCAGGAAGAGGAGGAGGAGGAGUCUGGCACCCAAGAAAAUGAGACAGAUCCUGUGCCGCGGUCCACCUAUCUACACCCACCCAUGGUGCCAAAGGAGGCGCUAGGAACAGGAGCCAACAGGUUCUUUUACUUUGUGUGCAACGAGCCAGGUCUUCCCUGGGUGAAGCUGCCCUCUGUCAGCCCCGCCCAGAUCACUGCAGCCCGCCAUAUUUGCAAGGGCUUCACAGGUCGGCUGGACAGUCCAGUCCUGAGCUACCCGCCAUUCCCAGGAAAAGAGGCCAACUACCUGAGAGCACAGAUCGCUCGGAUCUCUGCUGGCACACAGGUCAGCCCAUCUGGGUUCUACCAGACUGUGGAAGAGGAGGGCGAGGAAGAGGAAGAGAUGGCCCAUGACCAAUGCCUAGUGAACCCCGAGUUUGAGGGCGUGUCUUCACUUGAAAUGGCUCAGUCGCUGUCCAGCUGGGUGCAUCACAUCCAACACAUCCUGAAGCAGGGCCGCUGUACCUGGGUGAACACAGCCAUGAAGGUGGAGGAAGACUCAAUUGAAGAAGAAGAGGCUGCUGAGAAAGACGAGCAGGCUGAUGAACCCGAACCAGAAUAUGGACCUCCUCUGCUCACUAAUCUAUCCCAGGAUGCAGAGAUGUUCCACACCCCCCCAUGGAGCUUGAGGCUGUCCUCCACCAUCACCCCCCAGCACGCCGUGGCAGUGCUGAGAUCCAACCUCUGGCCUGGGGCAUUUGCAUAUUCCAAUGGAAAGAGGUUUGAGAACAUUUAUGUGGGCUGGGGUCUGAAGUACACCGGCCAGGGCUACAGCCCCUGUGUGCCCCCACCCCCACAGAAGGAGUACCCCAGUGGACCAGAGGUCACAGAGAUGUUGGAUCCAUCAGUGGAGGAGGAGGAAGAGAUGAGAAUGGCUUUGGAGGAGCAGCAGGAGGUCCAGCAAGAGUUGGAGGAAGAUGAGGAAGAUGAAAAUUAAAACAAUGUUACUUUUCUGAUGUGUUUAAAGGAAUUAUAGUAAGGAAAAAUUAAAAAAAAGCUUUCUUUGUUGGCUA